Vitrella brassicaformis is the source of this 1219-nucleotide messenger RNA. NCBI's taxonomy places the organism in Eukaryota, Vitrellaceae. The record is from the annotation of a GenBank genome assembly.
UAUGCCGCGAAAACCCGGCAGCUUCGGCAGAUAUCGACCCAACUGCACCAGUGAAGGCAGAGACACAGACGAUACGUGUCUCUGCACACCUGUCUUUGUCUGUGUGGCUGCCUGGCUGCUCACCACGUCAAAGAGGAGGAAGUCCCAGAAUAGCAGCACGUGGAACCAGCCCGACGAUUGAAAGAACCGCACAGACGACUCCAACUCGCUCGCAAUGCCGGGAAGUAUAAGGAACGUUAUCAGCCAAUUCGCCACCAUGACCAUCAGCCACGGCCACACUCGUGCCAGCGUCACCAAGGGCGCCAUCAGCGCAGAGGCCGGCUUCUCGUCUUCAAGUGGCGCGAUCCGCGUGUGCGUGCUGAUUAUCAGAGGCUGGUCGUCGGCUGUCGAUCCGUCUCUCCCUUUCGUCUUGACUCGCACCACAUCAGGAUGCGUGUCGACCUGGCAGACGUAGAGGCACAGCGUGAGAAGGUAAAAAGACAAGAGCUCCGCCGUCCAGACGUAGGCCGCCGUGCGGUGGUCGGCAAAGGCUAUCUUUGUGAGCAUCUUGGAAAUCGACGCGACCAGCCCGCUCACCCCGAUCCCCACCACAAACGACUGCAUAUACCUCUCCGGCAAAGCCCCGCACAGCCCGGCAAUCGAGCCGUGGGAGAAGGCGUGCGCCGUGCCGGCGACCCCACAGGCGAUGGCCACGGCAUCAACCGACGUUAGAAAGACGAACGAUGCCAGCGAGGCCGCCUGCAGGAUGAGUGCGGGGACGAUCUUGGCGGGGUAGGGGAUGGAGCUGCCGAUACACACCACUAUGAGGCCGGUGGCGAAGUUGGCCACCUUGUAGACCGUUGAGAAGGUGUACUCGACGUUCUGCCCGGGGAACACCUGGCGGAAGAAAUCAACGUACAUCAGCAGCUGCCCCCAGUCCAACACAGCAAAGGAGAGAGGGGACAACACACACAUCCAUCCAUCCAUCCAUCCAUCCAUUCUUUUUCUUCGUCUUUUGCGUGUCCGCUUACGGCGUAGAACGUCAGCACCACCGCCACACCUGCCCACACAAUCGAGAUGACAAGAUCUCCGCGCUUCCAUGUCGCUCUGUUUGUUCCCCCAUGGUUGUUGCCCCCCCAUCGCUCACCGAGAAGCGCCAUGGUGUAAUCCAACAGAUCUACCUUCACAUAUCUGCCUGCACCCAUUGGGAAUCAACGAGGAACCUUUUUGCAGCGGGGGG